CCCCCGCCCCGCCCCGCGGGCGGUCACUGCGCGCGCAGUCGCGGCGCCGCCAUCGCGGCAGAUGCAGGCGAUCAAGUGUGUUGUGGUGGGCGACGGAGCUGUUGGGAAGACCUGCUUGCUCAUCAGUUACACCACAAAUGCCUUUCCUGGAGAAUACAUCCCCACUGUAGAUGUGAAGGUCACCACAAAAUUGUCACUGAUGAGGGACUCCUCCUUGGCAGGUUUGAUAACUAUUCUGCCAAUGUGAUGGUAGAUGGAAAACCAGUGAACCUGGGUCUCUGGGAUACAGCAGGGCAAGAGGACUAUGACCGACUGCGGCCUCUUUCCUACCCACAGACGGAUGUUUUCUUGAUCUGCUUCUCCCUCGUGAGUCCAGCCUCCUUUGAGAAUGUCAGAGCUAAGUGGUACCCUGAGGUCCGACACCAUUGCCCAAACACACCUAUUAUCCUGGUGGGCACCAAGCUGGACUUGAGGGAUGAUAAGGACACCAUCGAAAGGUUACGUGAUAAGAAACUGGCUCCUAUCACCUACCCCCAAGGCUUGGCCAUGGCUCGGGAGAUCGGGUCAGUAAAGUACCUUGAGUGCUCUGCCCUGACACAGCGGGGCUUGAAGACGGUGUUUGAUGAAGCCAUCCGGGCUGUGCUCUGCCCACCGCCCGUGAAGAAGCCUGGCAAAAAGUGCACCGUGUUUUGAGGGCUGUGGCCUCGGUGCUGGCUCAGCAUGUUGUCGUCCUCUGACAGAUUGCGUAUUAGCUGGGUGUUUCUGGAGGGGGCUGGGAUGUGUAGGGCCCUUCAUCAUGUACGAAGUCAGUGUUUUUUAAAUGUCUCUUUGAUUUAACGUCAGUGUUGAUGUGAAGGGGCAGUGGGGGCAGGAGACCAGCUGGGGGCUGUACAGCCCCCAGGGGAGGUACAAUGGGGAAGGCAAGGUAGCUCCUUCGGGCAGCAGGCUGUUUUGGCUCUCCUGAACUCUAAGCUGAAAGGCCUGAGACAUCUGUCCUGUCCUGGAAAUGCCUGUUUUAAACCUGCAGGUAAAACAGGUGGUGAAUAUCCUGGUGGGAGUGGGGAGGGAGCUGAUUUCAAUGGUGCUGAGAGACAACAGCAGCUGGGAGGGUGGUAGGGUCUCCUUGCCCAGCCUGCUGUGGCUAACAGUUAACAAACUGGUGCUCUAGCAGAAUGUGCCUGAGACUGUUAAAAAAAUCAUAACCAGCCCUGGAAGGGGUCGAAGUGAAAGAGAAGCUGAAGAACUAAUCAUUAGGUGCUUUAUUGGGUACUAGCCAAACUGUGCAUGAAACAGCUCUGUGCAAUCAAUGCAUUUGCCUUUUUGUGUGUGCACACCCUAGGACAGCAUGGUGCUGCUCCCCCCCAUCAGUCUUUAGCAGGGCCUCCCCCCAAAAUCCAGUCUCUGCAGAGCAGGGCUGGGGUUGUUGCCUCUAUUUUGUUUUUUUCUACUAAAGACAGCAAAGGAAGCAAUGAGAAGUCUGCUAACUUCUUUCCCUUCCCACUGAAAGUGCAGACAGGCUCUAUGGUUUUGGAUGGAACAGGGAGAGCUUCUGAAGGGUUGUGGGGGGGGGAACAGGGUUGGAAGAGAGGUCCAAUUUUUAAUCAUCAUGUAGAGUGACAAGAUAAAACCUUAUUUGGUGCAAUAAACAUCCUCCAUGACGAUG
Messenger RNA from Manacus vitellinus (golden-collared manakin), 1663 nucleotides. It is a transcript of the gene RAC3, whose product is annotated as Rac family small GTPase 3. Gene Ontology annotation, molecular function: GTP binding; protein kinase binding; GTPase activity. Lineage: Eukaryota; Metazoa; Chordata; Aves; Passeriformes; Pipridae. The coding region runs from base 247 to 693 and encodes 148 amino acids. Gene Ontology annotation, cellular component: plasma membrane; cell cortex; cytoplasmic vesicle. Gene Ontology annotation, biological process: motor neuron axon guidance; cortical cytoskeleton organization; regulation of actin cytoskeleton organization. The record is from RefSeq and is a predicted model, not a curated record. The transcript has 6 exons.